This is a messenger RNA of Silurus meridionalis, 1528 nucleotides long. Its product is annotated as norrin cystine knot growth factor NDP. The record is from RefSeq and is a predicted model, not a curated record. Gene Ontology annotation, biological process: Wnt signaling pathway. The coding region runs from base 345 to 761 and encodes 138 amino acids. The transcript is spliced from 3 exons. Lineage: Eukaryota; Metazoa; Chordata; Actinopteri; Siluriformes; Siluridae.
GUGCGUGAGAGGGAGAGAGUGAGUGAGUGAGUGGGGAGAGAGAAGAAGGAGGUUUAAAAGCAAUUGUUAUUGAAGCAUUUCCACAUCAGUCCAAGAAGGUGCAGAUGGGGUUGGAUAUCAACAGCUGAGAGAAACUGGAAUGAAGAAAGAAACACGCAGACAGAGCUAAAGGAGAUGGCAGUGCAUAAAGAACAAAUCCACCACACAGUCCAGGUUACCAACUUGCCAAAAGAGCAUGGGCAGCGAGCUGAAAAUUUUUCCCUGUAAGUGAAGAAGCUCUAUCUCUGUCCAUUUUGUUGCUGGGAAAUUUUAACUCACCACUGCAUCGGUGCCAAGGUGCCAUAAUGAAGAACACAAGUGCAUUUAGCCAGCCAGGGAUUGUUCUCCUGCUGGUCACAUGUCCCCUGCUAAGCAUUCUGCGUGGAGUUACCUGUAAGGCUGAGAGUGGACACCUUGGGGACUCUGAUCCUGACAGGUGUAUGAGACACCAUUUUGUGGAGACCAUCACACAUCCCAUCUACAAAUGCAACUCCAAGAUGGUACUCCUGGCUCGCUGUGAAGGUCACUGCAGCCAUACAUCUCGUUCAGACCCUCUCAUCUCCUUCAGCUCUGUUCUUAAGCAACCCUUUAAAAGUACAUGCUUCUGUUGCCGCCCGCACACCUCCAAACUGAAAGCAGUGCGUCUGCGGUGCUCUGGUGGGACUCGAAUAACUGCCACCUACCGGUACAUCCUUGCAUGCAGCUGCGAGGAAUGCAGCUGAAUGGGCUUGCCAAGAACAAGGAAAUGGCUAAGCCCCAUUUUAUGUGUUUUAUUGCUGUCCAUAUUAAACAAACUAUUACACGAUUCAUUAACAGUGCUGGUAUGAAUGGAGAUUAAGCCAGCAAAUCAAAGAAAAGAAACAUUGACGAGUCGGUUGCACCUGGGCCUGAUCUCUGCCAGUUGAUUAAUUUCUAAUGCAUUCCAUUGCUUUGAUCACAGCAUGUGCAAAAUUAUGGAUGCUGGCAACAACUUUGCAGUUUAGGGGCGUUAUGAGAGAACUUAGAAGGUAUCGUAUCUGUUCCGGGCUGGAGACAUUCCAACAAAAGCGAGAGAACUCGUGGGAAUUGUUCACAGGUUGCAGUGAUGCCAGGGUAAUGUCUGUUUCAGCUGUCAGACGUUGUAAUGUCAGUGCUGGGACUAUAAAUGGAAAAUGGUCAUUUAAUAUAAGACUGGUCAAAUAUAGCAUGCACGGUUAAGAUCAUUACGUGGAACAGGACUGAUUUGUCAAAGGAAUAUUCCAAGUCCAUAAUGACAAAAAUAGCUAUGGGGCUCCUAUGUUCAAAUCACAAAAGAAUGCUGCAUUUCUUUAAGUUAGCAUCAGAAUUUCAUUAGUUUACAAUAAGACAAAGCAGCUUUCUAUUUGUCAUGCUUUGCUGUAAUUGUACCCUUUGUGAAGUUGCACAGAGUUUGUAAUUAUGAAAAAAAAAAAAACUGACAGCUCUGUUGGCACCAUAUGUGAAUCUAAUAAAUUACUUCCUUUUGUUUGUA